Messenger RNA from Aedes albopictus (Asian tiger mosquito), 2155 nucleotides. RefSeq names its product dentin sialophosphoprotein-like. Lineage: Eukaryota; Metazoa; Arthropoda; Insecta; Diptera; Culicidae. The transcript is spliced from 2 exons. The record is from RefSeq and is a predicted model, not a curated record. The coding region runs from base 188 to 1309 and encodes 373 amino acids.
CUUAAAUGGCCGUUUCUAAAUAAACAGAUAGCACCACCGUAUGCAAGUUCGACUGUACCGACUGUACUGUACAUGCUAUUUUUAUGUUUUAAUUUUUAACAAAGUGGGCACCGAAAACGCCAAGACGUAAAGUGAAAAUUUUCAUGUCAUUUGUGUUCAACUACCUUACCGUCAAGACAUAAUCAAAAUGAGCUCAAGCAAAGCAGAAUUCUUCGACUUUUCCGACUCAGAAUUUGAUAAGUAUUUCAAAGAUGAUCCCGCUCCUGACUCCGAUGCAAGUGCCAUGUCCAGUUCCGAAGCCGUCCCCACUGCAAGCGUAUCAUCAAUUUUCAAACACGCUAACAUUUCCAAAGGUAACACUUCUUCUAACGUUUGUUACGCUGACCAAUAUACCGAACCGACCUCAAAUAUCAUUAUUCUUGAUGCCCCGAAACAAACAGGUACCGAUGUUCAUGCUGAUUCAAGCAUCGAUUCUACUACUGGUUCCGGUCUGCUUGUUUCUGUUUCCGCUAAUAACGUCGACAUGGCCUUCACAGCUAAUGUCGGAAUCAAUGUUGCCGACAGUGCUGAAGCGAAUCCUGCCAGACCCGAUUCUUCAACAACUGCAAGUAACCGUGUCGAUUCCGAUGGCAAUCCUGACGCCGCGCAGCGUUCCGUUACCGAGUCUCGUGCUACAGCCCCGGAUGGUCGUCCCAGUCAACCAGCCGUCACACCAGAUGCUAACGUUGGCUCAGAUUCAAGUUCAGGAUCGGAUUCUGACACUAAGGACGAGGACCCUCUCGCAGAAAUAGUAUUUUCUCAAAGAAAUCGAUCUAUGCUGAGCUUCCAAGGAUUUUUGUACAAUUUCGAACGAAAGCAUAAUGAUCGACAUUACUGGGGAUGUGCCAACCGGAAGCAUUCGUGUAAGCAAAGUGAGAGCUGCAAAGCGCGUGCUGUUUCGGUAAUCAAAGAUGGUCAUCAUAAUGUUCUAUCACAUGGCAAGCAUACGCAUCAACCGAACCCGAUAGACCGUAUAGAGAAAUGCUACAGAUCGGAGCUGAAACGCCGUGCCACGGAUACCAGUGACAUCCCAUCGAAAAUAAUUCGUGACGUGAAAAGCGAAACCACUCCACUGGUCCAACCUCGUGCUUCAAAGAACGCUCAGAAAAUGCUUGUUCGCAGAAGACGGGUAAUGAACACCGGCGUACAAAAAGUGAGGGAGGUAGACGGAGAAUUCGUUAUUCCGGAGGAGCUUAAAAUCACCAUUGAUGGCCAGCUUUUUUAUCAGAAAGAUGUGAAACAGGGAAAUGCAGCGUCUCGGAAAAGCUGAAUAUUGGUUGGUAGAUGGAACCUUUUCAACUUCUCCUUUGCAGUUCACGCAGUUAUAUUCCAUUCAUGCUCCCGUUGGCCAGGGCAAUAGUCGGCGAGUAGUUCCUCUGGUGUUUUUUUCUGUUGAACAAGAAAACUAAAAAAAUCUACAAUCUUGCUUUUGAGACACUGUUGGACAUGUGUCGAGAGAACAGCAUCCUUUUGAAACCCAAAUACGUACUUUCCGAUUUUGAAAAGGCUGUAGUGAACACGAUUCGUGACGUUCUGCCGGAAACAGAGUGUUUUGGUUGCUUCUUUCAUUUUACCCAAAACCUCAUACGGCAACUGUCAUCCCUUGGUCACAAGGUGGCAUACUCAAACCAAACGGAUGUCUACAUCCGUUAAAAAAAUACAGGCACUGCAGUAAAAAAAAUACAGGCACUGUCGUUUUUGCCGGCCGAUAGAAUCGAAGCAGCUUAUAUCGAGCUGAAGACAACGCUACCGACUAUCCUACAGAACUUCUUCGAAUAUUUUGAGCAGACUUACGUAACAGGAAUUAACAAUAACGGAAGACCCCUGUUCCAUCCAAGAUUCUGGUCGAAUAACAAGGCAGUGGUUAGCAAGAUCCCGAAGUCGACUAACCACCUGGAAGCGUGGCAUCGUCGUUGGACGGCAUUGGUCGGGGCUAGCCAUUUGUCGAUGACCACACUCAUCCGCGAGCUGAGGGAAGAGCAGCACGAAACAGAGGGAAAAAUCUUGUGCGUUCUGCAAGGGGAGUCCGAACUACCAAUGACCGAUUUGGAUGCAAAAAUUAUGCAGAAGUGCAUAUCAGCAAACAAAGUUUCUGAUUCCGACUUCAUUCAAGGAA